AAAACAAGUGUAUUUUUACGCUAAAUCUUUGGAUUAGUUGUCAAAGCGGACCCCAGGCUCCCAUGAGCCAUGGCAAAUGCCGGGAUAACGCAAGGAGAAUGAAGAGUUGAAGCAAUAACAAACGUAGCUAAAAACAAGACUGAAGGGUCGACAAUAAAUAGAUUAUAAGCAAAACAAUGAAGUUAUUUACAAGAUGGAAGCAAGUGAAAGGCUACGUAUCAUAUCGUCAUAUUACAUAAUCGGAACGUGAAAGUCAGUGCUCCGUCGACACUGGCCGGCGACACACGCGUUUAAAAAAACAAAAAAAAAACAAAGUGACGUUCGGAAAUUAAAAAAUAAAAUAGUGCGGGGAAAAGUGCGAAAACGCGGGAAAGUUGGCUGUACAUCGUUAUAUUUUGUCUGUGCCGCCCGUCGACCAAUGGCGGGGCGUGGAACGCCCCCGCAAGGGGUAUGUCUGGUGCUACUCGCCCUGUAUGCCGCACCAGCGUUAACGAGGAAAGCGGAGCCAUACUACGGUCGGCCCAUCGGCAGGCUGAACCAGUACGCGCACGGCAUACGCGGGCAAGUGUACGCAGUCGAUGAAAACACGGUAUUUGUACGCGGCUUCGCGUAUGAUGGCACCGGUCCUGACGCGUACUUUUGGGUUGGUGACACACCACAACCGUCACCAGAGGGCGUGCCCAUACCUUAUCCUGAAGACUAUACUACUAGAGACCCGCCAAUACUGACGGCUCACACAAACACAGACAUACUCCUCCGGUUGCCGGGCGGGAAACGGCUGAAAGACAUCAAGUGGUUGUCUGUGUGGUGCCGAAGAUUUACUGUAAACUUCGGCGACGUAUUCAUCCCGCCAGGUCUCGACCCGCCGAGGCCAAGAGUCCUUCCCGAACUGAAGAGGCUCGCGCACGGCCUCCGAUCUGGCAAUAUUAGCGUGCUUGACGCCAAAACGUUCUACAUUCCUAAUCUGCAUUAUGACGGCGCUGGUCCUGACGCGUACUUUUGGGUUGGGAAUGGAAGCGAACCUAAUCCUUUUGGCACUAAGGUCCCAAGCGAAAGCGGUUCCCUUAACCCGCUCCGCGGCUACCAAGGUGAGGACAUCGAGAUCCAACUCCCUGGCAAGCUGACAGCGUACGACAUAGACUGGCUAGCCGUGUGGUGUGUCGAGUACCGGCAUAACUUCGGACAUGUGUACAUACCGAAGGAUCUAGAUGUGCCGCCGGCGUUGGGGCAGACGAAGAUUACUCCUGCUUGGUGGUAUAACCCUACAAGUUCAACUACAUCACAAACUCCUGCUAGCGCUACUAAUAACUGCAAAGAAAUUUUAGACAAAAGGCUGCAGGUCAAAUGGGAACUACAGGGCAACCAAAUACAAAUAACGCUCGCGGCGCGUCUAAGGCGGGAGCAAUACAUGGCCUUCGGAAUAUCGGGAGCUGAAGGCAGACCAGCCAUGCUGAACGCUGAUGUGGUUGUUGCUUACUGGGACAACAAAUCAAACCAACCUAAGGUAGCAGACUACACGAUAAGCCACUUAGCCCAAUGCGACGGUGAGAGAGGAGUGUGCCCCGACGCGAGACUUGGCGGCAGUAACGAUGUAGUCGUAGUAUCCGGACAGCAAAAGAACGGCAUAACCACCAUCACCUACCGUCGCCCCCUAGCCGCCAAAGAACCGAACAAAGACAAAGAAGUGCUCACAUCACGCUCGCAGUCUGUGAUCGCGGCGUUUGGACCGCUCAACUCGCGAUAUGAGGCCAAUGCUCACUCGUUUAUGGAUACUACUAGGACUGAUGUGCAGCUCGACUUUGGAGCUCAGAACGAUAACACAUGCAUCGGUCUAGCUGAGUUGGACGAUGAUGGCCCAGCACCGUGGCCAGCGCGCGUCAUCGCCGGCGUCACCAACUUCACCGCCCGCAUUGGGCCCGCUGGCGGCAAGCGUGGCUACACCCCUAUCACUGACAAUGACAUAAGUAAAGGAUUUUUACCGUAUGGGCAUCCAUCUUGGGGCAUCGCGUGGUAUAUCAACGACCUGCUGAUCCCGGAGCUGUAUGUGGAGCGAGGGAAGACCUACACCUUCAUUGUAGAGGGCGGGGACGACCAAACUAACCCUGCUAAAUUCCACCCGUUCUACAUCAGCGACUCGUCUGAAGGCGGUUACGGACAGAAAAGGCCAGAAGACCAAAACAAGCAGCGAGUGUUUGCGGGAGUGGCGAGGGAUAAUGAAGGCUAUGCCUACCCUACUGCUGUUGGCCGCUACUGCGAAUGGACGCACAAGUCAACAGAUCAAUCGGCCGUGUCUGACACUUUCGAGGCUUAUACGAAAACUCUACAGUUGGAGUGUAAUGAGGGCCAGCCAGGAACACUGAAUUGGACAGUAGCCGAAGAGACGCCUGACCUGGUGUAUUAUCAGUGCUACACACACAAUAACCUGGGUUGGAAGAUUCACGUACUAGAUCCAGGGCAACCCAUACCACUUCCAGGAGAUCAAAGAGCUGAAUCUGCAGCUGUACAACUACCGACAGUUUCAGCUGUGAUUGUCAUUUUAAUAUCUUUUUGCAAUAUUGCAUCGAGAUAAGAUUGCCUAUAGCACAAAUAGCGGGCUCUGUUAAAAGAAUGUAUGAAACGGUGUAUGAAAUGUUUUACACAAAUUGUAAACUUUGAAAUUUAAAAGUUAAAUUAACUAUAUGUGCUGUUUCAUAUACUUCAUGGAGAUUGUGAUAUAUUGUUGGAAUAUUAUUAUAAUAUAAUAAGUAACAGAGCUCGCACGAAUUUAUGUACAGGUGUUUUUAAAUUGGGUAAAUAAUGUCAAUCAGCAUUAAAUCAAUUUCAUAUCAAGUACAUUCUAUAAAUUGCAUUUUGUGCAUUUAUCUUUACGAUUUAGCUUCAAAUAUAGAUGAAAAUCAAUAGUUUACUAUUGUAAUACAUGAUAUCAUAGAAGUAAUGACUAUACAUUUAUGUAUUUACAUUUUACGGAAUUGAAAAAGCUAACAGCUUGACAAUAAUUACAUUUUAAUGAUUUAAAUAAAAAAGCGUCACAAUAGAAAAUUUUGACAAUAAAAUUGGCUAAAUGUCUUAAAAGUAAGUAUGUAGUUAAGAUUAUUUUAGGCGCAUGCCUCGUGCUUGACAAUACAUUAAUAGAUUUUUAAACAUUUUGUAUAACAACUAUACUUUUAUUAUUGUUAAGUCUACUAUUGUUAGUAUUAAAUGUAAUUACGUGACAAUAAAUGGAGUCAAAACCAAUUACUACAUAUAAUAGUUAUAUAUGUAAGAGUUCAGCUAUCGUGUUUUAAUGCAAUUAUAUAUUAGAUAUCAAUAUAAGUUAAUCGUUCCAGCAAAAAACAUACUGAUCUGAGAUGAUAAUUUACAACAUCGCAGUUAUGUGUGUAAAACUACGACAUCAAAGAGUUUGCAAUUUUUCAAAGCAGUACAGACACUAUCAAUUCACUACUUAAGUACCUACUUACUGUCAGGUAGUUUUCCUGAGAUUCAAAAAUGUCAUACAUAAAAAUCAUUUUGAAUUAUUGGCAGUCAAAUCUUGACUACCUACAUUAAAAUAAUAAUGUUGACAAUAUUUCUGGCAGUGAAAUUCGUCUGUUAAAAGAUUUUAUCCAAAACCCUGGAACGUAAUUAUUAAUUGAUUGUCGUACAGAUUUUAUAAAUAUUAAUGAUGAUUAGAAGAUGUUUUUGUUGUCAAAAAAAUAAGAUACAUUAAAAUGAAUUGUUAAAAUUAAAAUUUAUGUAGGUACCUUUUGUCUAUAUUUCACGAAUGUUUAAUUACCUUCGAGUUUCUUAUUAGUAUAAAUCCAUUGUUGAUAAAAUUUACUUUACCUCGGCCUCUGACUACGUUAGAAAGUUAGAAGUAAGGUAUUUUCAAGUUACCAAGAUGUGGAUUGUUCUGACCUAAAAGGUUCCACUGAUUCAUUAUUAUAGCCUUGACUUACUUCAUAUGUAAUAAAAUAAACUUUAACGUACUGAAUGUUACUCUGACAAUAAAUUUGAAAUCGUCUGAAUAAUAAUAUCUCUAAUAUAAAUUUUAAAUUUAUGUUGUGUACUGUGUUUACGAAUACUAUUUUAGAGAAUUGUUUUCAUAUAUAAACUUUUACCUAUUAGAUAUGCCUAACGAUAUCGUAAUUUCGUAAGAGAAUAUAGACAAUAAUUAUUAGAAAGUAAUUUUAAAUCAUUUUACACUUCGUAGUCGUAGAUGUUGGAGCACAAAUUUCUGUUAAAAUAUAAGAUUUUUUAUAGUAAAUAGUUGAUUAAAUUUGUAACUAAAAAUAACAAAUACAUACACAUAAAAGUUUUCAAUUAAUGUCAAAGGCCUGUGCUUUAUAUUGUGAAGAGUUUGUGCCUCUGACGCAGAAGUAAGGUAUAUUUAAAGUUACUUACAGCAAAACGGUGCUUAGGUUUUAUUUAUCUGAAAGUUAUUUUUAUUUGUCUAGAUAAAGCUUAGUAAAGGACAACAACUGACAUCAUCGAUUAAAAAACCCGCGUAAAUUAGAUAUAAAAUUGUAGAUUAUUGAUUUACUUAGUAUUUUUAGACUUGUCGAUCAUAUACGUUUACAUGGUAUUUACUGCUUGCCAGAGGUUCGUGAUUUUUUAACAUUCUAUUUGGAAACGAUAAUCAUAACAUAAAUUACAAUGGUAUUUUAUAAAGAAUCAAUAAAUAAAUUAACGUUGACAAUAAUAAAGGGGAAAUCUGUGUUUACGGUGAACCUACAAAAUAAGUGAUACUAAACAGUAAAAGACUUUUUAUUCUGUAAAUUAGAUACAUAUAUUUAUACUUUUUAAACGCUAGGUGUUAUUUUAUAAUGACAAUACUGAAAUCGACAUCUUUUCUAGUGCCACUAAUAAUUUACAAUUAUUUUGAUAAAGAUGGUUAUGAAUUGAUGACACUUACGCCCACAAUAAAUAAUUUCACAAAUUCAUCACAGAAAUGUACCUUCUACUUACAAUGCUUUAUAACAAUAGGUACUUAUUCGCAUUUAAUAAGAUCUGGCUCAGAGUUUUGUUUAACUAAUACUAGAAGAUAAAUAAUAUAUAUACAUAUAUAUAUGUUUUAAAUGCUUACAUAGAUUUAAUUUAAGUACGCAGUUUUAUAACUUGUUAUUUUUUUACAUGUUUAGCAAAAUACAACCCAUCUUUACGUUUAUAAUAAAAUAUUAUGGCCGAACUUUAGAUUGUAACAGCGAAAAUUUAAAUUGGCCGCUAUGAGUCUCUAGUUUUCAUAAAAAUAGCAGCUAUUUGCUGAUUUUGAUAAUUGUACAUAUUUAUCUUAAGUAUACCUAGUGAACAAUACUGUUUGGCUACUCAUUGCUGUUACUUGUGUAAUUUAUGAUAACUUUGACAAUAAACACUUUUUCCUAAACUA
Messenger RNA from Leguminivora glycinivorella, 5362 nucleotides. Its product is annotated as protein Skeletor, isoforms B/C. The transcript is spliced from 18 exons. Lineage: Eukaryota; Metazoa; Arthropoda; Insecta; Lepidoptera; Tortricidae. The record is from RefSeq and is a predicted model, not a curated record. The coding region runs from base 419 to 2569 and encodes 716 amino acids.